AUGCAAGAUACCUUAUGGUGCUGUCAAGAAAGAAUUGUGCCCAAGAAGGUAUGGCGAACCAUCAAUUACGAGACUUGCACGCUGGAUGAUCUCUCUCGAUUCAUAUCAAAGCGAGGACAGAACUUACUUGUGGAGCUCUUGAAUUUUCUGGUUCAAGUAAUGCGAUACAAGGACGACAAUCAAAUGGAUGCCUAUCAUUUAGGCGAAGCCAUGGGCAAAGUGACUCUAGGACCUCCCGACUGCGAUCCAAUCAUUGCAGAGAAAGCAGGCCAUUUCUUGACACGUAUGAUCAUUGAGCAUUCCAAAACGAUCCAUGGAGAAAAAAAGCGACUCUUAUUCAGGGUCGAUUCAGGAUUCGCUUGGCCAUCCACAGCCAUGACUGCAAAGAUACUUCCCAUGUCGAAAUCUGAAGCUGCUCGAGCCAAGACCAAGUCUUACAACCGUCUCAUCACCAAGAUUCACAAGCGAAACUAUGAUUGGGUAUCCAAUGCCAAUAUUGCUCUUUAUGCCAUGCUGGAGAACGACUAUGAACCAGAGCCUACCAACUCAUUUGCAGAACCCUAUUUGUCGAUUUUCUCCAAGCAUUUGGAUCCCUCACAAGCCAUUCAGUCUCCUGUCUUGUUUCGUUUGGUAACAGAAGCUAGCAAAGCCAUUGAGCCAAUUCCUGAGGAUCCAUUUGCUAAUUCUUACUUGUUUGGAGGAGGAGGAAAGUCGAUUCAUCGCAAGUUGCAUCCCAUCGAAACUCAAAUCAGCGCUGCCUUUGACGAUUUCAUGCCAUUGCUUCGCAACAACAUUGCCUCCAAUUACUACGACGGUAAUGCAACUCAGAUCAAUCGCAAUGAAAAGGGACAUCACGGGGCUGCCAACAACAAAUCACACAUGAAGAUCAUCAACUCGUCCUUAUCUCAUAUGAAGCUCAAUCUCAGAAAGCCUAAAUCUCAAGGUAUGCACCACAACCAACAUGACCAUAUUCCAGAAGAGCCUCAGCCACAGCAACAUUACCAUCAUGAGCCCGUACAUCCAAUGUCUCCUUUGCCAGCAUCUGACACCACUACCAAUAGUACAAUCAUGGGCAAUAGCAGUGACACUUGCGCUCACAGCAACAAGACGCUCUACUCUGCAGAGGAAUACAAUGCAUCCCAAAAUAGCAGCAGCAGCAACAACCACCAUAACAAGGGAAAGCAAAAUCAAGUCAAGAGUAUGAUGAAGCGAGUGAUUAAAAUGGGACCCAUUGUGCCAAUCAAGAAGACAUCACAAACAUCCAUUUAUUAA
Messenger RNA from Mucor velutinosus, 1272 nucleotides. RefSeq lists its product as uncharacterized. The record is from RefSeq and is a predicted model, not a curated record. The transcript is spliced from 2 exons. NCBI's taxonomy places the organism in Eukaryota, Fungi, Mucoromycota, Mucoromycetes, Mucorales, Mucoraceae. The coding region runs from base 1 to 1272 and encodes 423 amino acids.